AUGACGCGACAUGUGUGCGACCCUCCGUGGCGAAGGAAGCCGCAGCGGCUGACUCUGGCGGCUACCGCGGAGCAGUGGGGAUUGGUGGAGAUGGUUCAGGCUCUCUACGAGGCUCCUGCUUACCAUCUUAUUUUGGAAGGAAUUCUGAUACUCUGGAUAAUCAGACUUCUUUUUUCUAAAACUUACAAAUUACAAGAACGAUCUGACCUUGCACUCAAGGAAAAGGAAGAAUUAAUUGAAGAGUGGCAACCAGAACCUCUUGUUGUUCCUGUUUCCAAAGACCAUCCUGCAUUCAACUACAACAUCUUUUCAGGGCCUCCAAGUUACAAAAUUGUGGUGAAUGGAAAAACGUGUGUAAACUUUGCCUCAUUUAAUUUUCUUGGAUUGUUGGAUAACCCUAGAGUCAAGGCAGCAGCUUUGACAUCUCUAAAGAAGUAUGGCGUGGGGACGUGCGGACCUCGAGGAUUUUAUGGCACAUUUGAUGUGCACUUGGAUCUUGAGGACCACCUGGCCAAAUUCAUGAAGACAGAAAAAGCCAUUAUCUACUCCAAUGGAUUUGCCACCAUAGCCAGUGCUAUUCCUGCCUACUCCAAGAGAGGGGACAUUGUGUUUGUGGAUAGCGCUGCCUGCUUUGCCAUUCAGAAAGGAUUCCAGGCAUCACGAAGUGACAUUAAGUUAUUUAACCAUAAUGAUAUGGGUGACCUGGAGCGACUACUAAAAGAACAAGAGAUCGAAGAUCAAAAGAAUAAAUCAUGUGUCAGUCAACUAGAGGAAUCGAGGACUACAGAUCUGAAUAUGAAUCUGUGA
Messenger RNA from Suncus etruscus (white-toothed pygmy shrew), 807 nucleotides. Its product is annotated as serine palmitoyltransferase 1-like. Gene Ontology annotation, molecular function: serine C-palmitoyltransferase activity; pyridoxal phosphate binding. The record is from RefSeq and is a predicted model, not a curated record. Gene Ontology annotation, cellular component: endoplasmic reticulum. Lineage: Eukaryota; Metazoa; Chordata; Mammalia; Eulipotyphla; Soricidae. The transcript has 8 exons. The coding region runs from base 1 to 807 and encodes 268 amino acids. Gene Ontology annotation, biological process: ceramide biosynthetic process; sphingosine biosynthetic process.